This is a messenger RNA of Exophiala dermatitidis NIH/UT8656, 564 nucleotides long. Its product is annotated as transcription initiation factor TFIID subunit D8. The transcript has a single exon. Lineage: Eukaryota; Fungi; Ascomycota; Eurotiomycetes; Chaetothyriales; Herpotrichiellaceae. The coding region runs from base 1 to 564 and encodes 187 amino acids. The record is from RefSeq and is a predicted model, not a curated record.
AUGGAACACGAAUCCGUCCUUGAGCAUGGUGUCCCUCUGGGCCCGACCAUCGUUCCUCAAGCUAACGGUGUUCCUCCUGUAGAAGAUGAACACUCGGCAAAGCUGUCGGCAUGGGCUGAUAAAUAUCGAGGUGCCACGGUUGCCGACCUAGACCUUCCACCUGCUUUGUCCACGUCCCCCAGCACCUCGCUGGCCGAAGCCAUGCUGUCGGCCUCUUCUCAUGACUACUCGCAUUUGACGGUUCUGUCGGAAAAUACAAGAUCUCUCCUAGGGUAUCUGCCCAUCUCGAAACUCAAGCAUCUGUUCGAGACCAGGCAACUGCAGCCGUCGGAUCCCGUCUCUAAAGCCAUGGUCAAAUUCCAGCGUCGCGGAGCAAAGAAGUACCAGGUUAUUACGAUGGACACAGAGCUGUGGGAACUGGAAGGGUUCUUCGAGAAUGUCGGUCCGUUGGCAACGGGCGAACCUCAGGAUUUUGCAGUCGUCACGGAUGGAAGUCGGAAAUUCGUGCUCGGUGUUGUCACUAGGGGUGACCUUGAGGAGUUUGUGAAGAGGAGACCUGCCUGA